AUGGGUAUAGCCUAUGAGUCUAUAUGCCUACCUGGUGCGACAGUGGAUUCGGGAUUCGAUAAAAUUAAUGAAUUACAAGCAGCCGAAGUUUUACUAUCACUGGCCAAAGGUUCAUGCUCGAACUGGUCAAUAUUUUCACAAAAUAAAUCACCAAUAAACCAAAAUUCUUAUUGCUCUGAAUAUCAUCGAAAUAUGUUUAAGGAGACAGUUAUACAAAAAACAGGAGAAAAUGAACAAAGGAGUAAAUCUCAAUCCUACUUAACAUCAUUAGAUAGAAAUUUACAUCGGAAUAUAAAAUUUAAACUUCAUCGAAUUAAAUCUUUAACUAAUAAAAAAUCACAAUCAUCAAUUAAUUUCGAUAAGCUGCAACAAGUUCCGGAAACUAUUCCUCAUCAAAAUGUCAGUUCAUUUAGCCCUAUUAUGAAUACAUCUAAUUUGCAAAUAUCAAAUCCUUCUUUAGAAACACCAAGCAAUGAACAAGUAUCUUUCUACAAUCAUCAAUCUUCUAUGAAUAAUUUUAACACUAAUUGGUCAAAUAAUCUACCUAUUAAUACUGGUGAAUCUCACCUUCUAACUAAGUCAUUUCAACAAAUCGAUGAAAAUUCUUCUGAUUCUAAGCAUAUCCCAUUGAUUAAUCAAACAAAUCAAUUCACUACUGAUCAACAAUCCGAUAACCGAGUUACUUUUACUCUUUGGAAUGAUUGUGAACUUUCUCCUACAGCUUCUAAGUCUUUAAAUUGUGAAAAUAAUAAUCUCAAAAGUGUUGAACAACACCAAUACAUUUUGGAUCGAUUACUUCAUACUAACUCUGAUCUUACAACAUUAAUGCAUUCAUCAUUAUCAUCAUCAACGACAACAAAUGAUACAUUUCGAUCAUCUAAUUCAGAUUCACAGCUUUUACGAUAUGAUUUAAAUGAUUUUCCUCAGUGUACACUAACUCAUUAUUAUGAUCAAAUGGUUGAUAGACAAUCUAUCAAUGAAACAAUGACAUCAAGAAACCGUGACAGUUAUUUAUCAGUUAUUUCCAGCCCACCAUGUACUGAACAAUAUUGUACUAAUGUGAACCAAAAUUGUCAAAAUUUCACUCCAACUGUAAUCAACGAUAAUACAUCGAGUAUCAAAUUACAAGAUACACCAACUGAUUUAAUAUUUUCAAAUGUGAACUGUUCAACUGUUUCAUAUUGUACUAUGAUGACAUCACACAUUACUAAUACUAAUAAUACAAUCAUUACCAAUCUCACUGCUCCACUGAAUAGUAAUACUACUACUACUACUGCUAUUACUACUACUACUGCUAUUACUACUACUACUACUACUACUACUAAUAAUAAUAAUAAUAAUAAUAAUAAUGGCUUAGAAAGAGUGAAGUCUUAUAGAUGCAACUUUGAUGGUUGUACAAAAGCUUAUUUCAAAAGUUCUCAUCUUAAAGCUCAUAUCCGUGUUCAUACAGGUGAAAAACCAUAUAUUUGUGACUGGAAUCAUUGUAAUCGAAAAUUUGCACGUUCCGACGAAUUAUCCCGUCAUCGUAGAGCACAUACAGGUGAACGUAAUUUUAUUUGUCAACGUUGUCCACGACGAUUUACACGUAGUGAUCAUCUUAGUAAACAUUUACGGCGACAUAAUUCCCCAAUGACAUUAAAAUAA
This is a messenger RNA of Schistosoma spindalis, 1644 nucleotides long. Lineage: Eukaryota; Metazoa; Platyhelminthes; Trematoda; Strigeidida; Schistosomatidae. The record is from the annotation of a GenBank genome assembly.